Molecule: messenger RNA, 2458 nt
Organism: Hevea brasiliensis (rubber tree)
Lineage: Eukaryota; Viridiplantae; Streptophyta; Magnoliopsida; Malpighiales; Euphorbiaceae
Product: transcription factor TGA2.3
Exons: 11
Coding region: 634-2040 (468 amino acids)
Biological process (GO): regulation of DNA-templated transcription; DNA-templated transcription
Molecular function (GO): sequence-specific DNA binding; DNA-binding transcription factor activity
Source: RefSeq, a predicted model, not a curated record
UGUAAGUACCUGAUUUGAUUAGAGAGGAGAGAAAAAAAUCCAUUUUUGCACAAAGUAAAUAAUCCUUUCUUUAUAUUCAAAAGGAAAAGUCAAAAAUUUACUCUAUUUAUCUGCAAUAAGCCUCUCUGGUUAGGGUUUUCUGUGUCUCUGAUUUUUCUUUUCAUUUCAGCUUCUGGAUUGUGCUCAAUUAGUUUUAGCAGCAACUCUUUACUCGGGUUUUCCUCUACUGGGUUUGGUUGGUUUGGAUGGCUUUGGGUGUUUUGCGUUCUUAGCUCAAAGACAGGGCUUUGGUACAGUUUGUCGUUAGUGGGUAGCUUUGGUACAAGUUUCUUGAGUUCUAUAGAGUUUCUUUGUUUGGACAACCUUGGUGGCUAUGUUAUUUUUCUUAUUGCUAAAGUUUUAAGGUUUGUUUUGUGACUUGGUUUGUGUUCUGGAUUGGGUUGUUGUAUUUGGCUCGGCAAUUCUGCGGAACUGGAGGUGCUGCGGUGAUUCUUUCAUUUGUAUUUUGCGGAGUGGGUAUAUCUGGGUAGUGGGAUUUUGUUGGUUUUGAUAAGGGUCUGCUUGGUUUAAUAAAUUUGGUGGCGUUGCUUGUGGCGGCGGCGGCGGCGGCGGCGGCGGCGGCGAUGGUGAUUCAUGGGUACUAGAAGGGUGAAUGUUAGUGGGCAAAAUGAUAAUAAUGCUGUAACGGAGAUGCCGAGUUUCGUUCCUCCAAUACCCACUUCCAAUACCAUGGGCACCGAAGGAAAUAGUAUACGAUCUCGAAUUGCAGAUUUUGGAACCCUUGAACAAUCACUGGGAUUUCGCAUAGAAGAUGCUUCUGUUGACCUUAGCAGAAAUCCUGUUUAUAAUCAGUUAAAAUCCAGCAGCCAGGCAAUAGGCACUGACAUCCAAUUUGGCAAUUUGAAUAAGUCGCUUGCAUCCUCAGAUAUAAAUCUGUCUGCUGUUGUUGCGCGUACCCAAACAUUGCCACUGCAGAAAGAAUCACAGUCAAAUCCAGUUCCUAUGCUUGGUAGCCGUCAUGAAAAUUGGGGAGAGACCAAUGUUGCAGAUGGGAGUCCUAGAACGGAUACCUCGACAGAUGACACAGAUGACAAAAAUCAAAGGCUUGAAAGAGGACAAUCAACUGCCAUCAUGGCAUCUGAUUGUAGUGAUAAAUCAAAAGAAAAAGCAGGGGAUCAAAAGACAUUACGCAGACUUGCUCAAAAUCGUGAAGCUGCCAGAAAAAGCCGGCUAAGGAAAAAAGCAUACGUACAACAAUUGGAGAGCAGUCGGCUGAAGCUAACUCAACUUGAGCAAGAGCUCCAAAGAGCCCGCCAACAGGGCAUUUUUAUUUCAAGCUCUGGAGAUCAAUCUCAUUCAAUGAGUGGAAAUGGUGCCUUGGCAUUUGAUGUAGAAUAUGCACGGUGGCUAGAAGAACACAACAGGCAGAUAAACGAACUGAGAGCUGCAGUCAAUUCACAUGCAGGAGACACUGAACUUCGAACUAUAGUUGACAAUGUCAUAGCACACUUCAAUGACAUUUUCAGGCUGAAGGGUGUUGCAGCAAAAGCUGAUGUUUUCCACAUCUUGUCAGGAAUGUGGAAGACACCAGCAGAGCGGUGUUUCAUGUGGAUAGGUGGGUUCCGCUCGUCUGAGACACUGAAGCUUCUUGUGAAUCAAUUGGAGCCUUUAACAGAGCAACAGUUGAUGGGCAUCUACAAUUUGCAACAAUCAUCCCAACAGGCUGAAGAUGCUUUGUCACAAGGAAUGGAAGCACUACAACAAUCUUUGGCUGAGACAUUGGCCAAUGGAACGCCUGGUUCAUCUGGUUCUUCUGGGAAUGUGGCAAACUAUAUGGGUCAGAUGGCCAUGGCCAUGGGAAAGCUAGGGACUCUAGAGGGGUUCCUUCGCCAGGCUGAUAAUCUGAGACAACAAACACUUGAACAAAUGCACCGCAUAUUGACAACACGGCAAUCAGCCCGUGCCCUUCUGGCAAUAAAUGAUUACUUCUCCAGGCUUCGAGCCCUUAGUUCUCUCUGGUUGGCCCGGCCACGAGAAUGACGAAAUGAAAGCAAUAUAUUACCCCACUAGAAAGUUAUUUUGGAGAUUAACCCUAUGACCUUACUUGAUAACUUCUGAGUUUUCGUGAUAAUUGAUUAUGAUCCAAGUGUACGGAACUUGGAAAUCAUCUGCUGAACAAUUAUAAUGCAGUGAGGUCAUGGUUGUAGUUGUAGGUUUCCGCAUUCCGCAUUGCAGCUGUAACAUCAGGUGUGUCUUGUAGAUUUUAUGCUUAUCCUGUGUUGUAAGACAUUUAGUGCCAAUAAUUUGAUUAAGCUUCAUGUUUGUUAGAAGUGAUAAAGGAAGAAAAGGAGUGGUACAUGUAACAUAGCAUACAGAAUCAGAAUCAAGGUGUAGUUUACAGCUAUCAAUUUGUAUACUAAAAAUCAGAAUCAAGUAGUUGCAUUUGGGUGUUCUUUAA